GUAAACACAAGCGUGUCGUGCGGUGACGAGUUCAUGCUGAUGUUACAGGAUCCCGCACUGUAUUUCACAUCUCUGUGUAUAUCGUGGUUCAUAUUUAGGGUGUAGAUUCGGGUAAAGAUAAAGAGAGAACCCCGGUGCACUCCUCCAGUCCCCUCCCCCGGCGCUCAGGCGCCUGUAGCCGGCAGAGGAAAGCUCUUUUUCGGUCAGAUGGCGUGCCGCAGUCCGCCCCCACAUUUCUCUCGCCCACACUAGCAGCAAAAAGACUCUCAUUAACAACCCAGAUACUGCCAGCAAAAAGCAGCCAGGCACGGACUUGGACGCUCCGCACUUUUAUUCUCAUUGUUUACCUUUAAACUAUUUCUAUAAACAUGCUCGAGUGGUUUAAUGUCGAGUUUAUUCAGGAGAAAUAACACCAGGCGAUUUCUUUAUCUACACUCAAACAUGCAGUGUCGCACUUUUAUUCUGUAAACAAAGCAAGAAAUCCAGCAAACUGAGAGCAAAGACAAUCUAACACCAGAGAAAGCAACUAAAAAAAAAAAAAGGGGCGAGGAAUCAGCAAAACAAAACGUGUCCCAGUGUUUGUCUAUUCCGAUUCCUGAAUCGGUUCUUUCGGAAUCCCACGAGCUGUAGUAGAGCAGCAGGAGGAUGUCGGUGCCGCGCACGUUGGGCGAGCUGCAGCUGUACCGUGUGCUGCAGAGAGCAAACCUGCUCAUGUACUACGACACCUUUAUCCAGCAGGGCGGUGACGAUGUGCAGCAGCUGUGUGAAGCUGGAGAAGAGGAAUUCCUGGAGAUAAUGGCUCUGGUGGGGAUGGCUACAAAGCCCCUGCAUGUGCGGCGCUUGCAGAAAGCCCUGCGUGACUGGGCCGCUAAUCCCGCCAUCUUCAACCAACCCCUGACCUCGGCCAUGGGAGGAAUCCCACUUUUUAAAAUCGACAGCAUCGUGGGCUCCAGGAAGUUAAGUAACGGCCAGCCAGCGUCCCCAUGCGACAGGGAGGAUCAGGGAGCUUGUCUGACUCCGCUCCGAGAUAACGGCAGUCCGAGGAGCCCGUGCUCCCAGGCAUCGCCGCUUCCUCCAGAUCACCAUCUAUACAGGGACAAAUUGUCCCCCAUGGAGCCUCACUGGCUCAGUCCAGAAUUAGACGGGAGCGUUGGAGCAGAGGAAGACCAGCCCAGUCCUCCUUUGCCUCUUUUGGUCCACUCUCGUAACAUAGGUCCCUCGACACCACCCACAUCGUCCUCCUCCUCAUCCUCCCCUUGGCCCGGAGGACAGCUGGAUGCAGACACGGUGAAGGCAGUAGGGGAAAGUGUGGAGCGUCUGUUCAGAACAGUGCCGCACACAGACCCAGCCGAGGUGAAGAGUCUCCUGCGGCUGAAUAAGAAGAUGGCCAAAACAGUGGGUCACAUUUUCAUCAUGGAUCCACACGACAAGAGCAAAGAGGAGGAGAUCCGCAAGUACAGCCUCAUCUACGGCCGCUUCGACUCCAAGAGGAGGGAGGGCAAGCAGCUGACGCACCAUGAGAUGAUCAUCAACGAAGCGGCGGCGCAGUUCUGCAUACGUGACAAUGCGCUGUUACUGAGACGGGUGGAGCUUUUCUCUCUGGCUCGGCAGGUGGCGAGGGAAUGUGCCUACACCUCCACGCUGAAACACAGCAGGACCAACCCUGAAGACUGUACCAAUUCCUUUAUGGACAACAGCGCACCAAAAAGAAUCAAACUCGAGGUCACAGAUUCAGACAGCGUUAACCAGAUCCGAGGAUCGAAGAGCGCUGACACGGCGAUCCACAUCGGUCUCAGGUCAGCGGCAGACGACGACAGUCUGUCAGGAGAAAGUCUGGACAGUUUAUCUCAUGAUGUAGGGCCUCACUCUCUCCCCUCGUCAUCCCCCCGCCCCCUUGCCGACACCAUCGGCCCCGUCACCUGGAGUCGCCAGCUCAUGCAGCAAACGCUCAUGGACGAGGGCCUGCGAUUGGCUAGAAUGGUGUCACGUGACCACAUGGCCAAGGUCAGCCUAGGGUCAGAGAAGAGACAGACUUCAGAUUUUUUACCAUCAUUCUGGCGACUCUAAGUCAGGAGCAUUAAUCAGAGAGCCGGAGGGCCGAGCAUCAGACAGACGAGUUUUAAACGCAUCCCAACAGAGCAGCAGCCCUGCCAGCACCAAAGACGACCCUUAAAGGGACACCAACAGGAGCCAGAAGUUGCCUUGCUGCUCAACUCAGGUCUCAUACGACUCGAACCCUCCGGAGAUUUUUACACCUGCUUUCCCAAAACUGUCUCAUGUUAGUUAGCACAUCACAGGUCCAGUGUUAGAAUGUUGAGAAUUGUGAGUCAGUGGCUGGAUGAAGAUGUGUGUUGUAGAUCAGACUGGGUUCUGAAUAGUCUGAGUUUAGUACAGUUCACUGAAUUCUCAGGGGGCGUGGCUUCAUACAACAGUAAUGAGCUGAUGCAUGAUCAGCCAUGACAACCAUACAAUACAAAACAGUUGUUAUGCAAGGCAGCAAAGACACACGUGCACACACACAAAACUGUACUAAUAGAACAGACGACACGCCUCCUUUUCUUGGACUGACAGACACAGAAGCCACACCUUCUUCCUUGGGACUGCAGUAACUCUUUACUUUGGACUAAAGGGCAAUCUUCAUCACUGGGACUAAACAAAGGCCACGCCUUUUUUCAGGAAACUGUCACAUACAGUACAGAGGCCAUGCCUCCUUUAUCAGGACUGACAUAAACAAAGGCCAGGCCUCUUAACCGAGACAGAAGCUGGGAAGUCUCUUUCCCUGAAACUAGCAUUUAUUUCAAUUAAAAUUUAUUGUCACAAAGCAGCUUUACAUGGAUUUGAAAUUUUUAACUUAGCCAUAAUUGACACAGAGGCCACGCCCCUUUAAUUGAAAAAUUGUUUAGUUCUCUGAACCCACACACUAUACACUUUACAGUGCAUUAUGGACUUUUCUCAUUUUGUCAUUAUGUCUGAAAGUAUAAUAGAGAACACCCAGAAAUCCCACAGUGUAUGUACUAGGUAAGAGUCUAAAUGAUCUGGGACAGAUUACCCAUAAUGCACUCUGUGCCAGACUUGGUCAUAAAAGGGCAGGAAGGAGAUUUACAUUUCUUGUAGAUACCUAGCGUAUUUCUGUUGCUGUUACAUCAGUAACACAGCCGUAGGUUUAGGUUCGUGUCUGUGUCCUAAUUAACGGCAUGUAACUUUAGUUUAAAGACACGGUGCAGUGAUAACGUACUACAGACUGGAGCUGAAUCCGAGUCGCUCCGAGUGUAAAAUUAGAUCGUACAGUGAUUAAAGGAACCGGGUUUUUAAUUGUGGUUUAUUAAUUAAGACAAUUUUAACACUAACGGAUUAAACUUAUACAGAAUUUAAGCAUAUGAACUGUAGUAAAAGUAUGGGAUAUUAGUUUGUGUUAUUUUUCAAAACAUUUAAAAGUAGAAAGCGAACUAGGUUUAAAUCCUGAUCCCAUGAGGAUCAUCCGGGAGGUUGUAUGUGUGUGUGUUUUUUUUUUAGCAUCUCAUAGUAGAAAUCAUUGUUGUCUUACUGGCAUCAGAUAAUUUAUUUUUUAAUAUUCUCAAUAAAUGGUAUUUUAUUGUU
Molecule: messenger RNA, 3597 nt
Organism: Tachysurus vachellii
Lineage: Eukaryota; Metazoa; Chordata; Actinopteri; Siluriformes; Bagridae
Gene: nab2
Product: NGFI-A binding protein 2 (EGR1 binding protein 2)
Exons: 8
Coding region: 646-2067 (473 amino acids)
Biological process (GO): negative regulation of DNA-templated transcription
Cellular component (GO): nucleus
Molecular function (GO): transcription coregulator activity; transcription factor binding
Source: RefSeq, a predicted model, not a curated record